GUCAGGCUGUGGAAAGCCAACAGCCUGUAGAGAACCUUGCAGAUUAUUACCCUCUUUCUGUAUAUAAUCAAUUUGGUCUUAAUCGUGUUGCUCUGCAUCAUUCUGUGUUUCAGAAGAAUGAGUAAUGGACUCCAUUGAGAAGGCAAUACAGGCCGUGCUACCACAGCUAGAUGAAGCAAAGCUUGAAACUUUAGUCAAUGAGUUGGUGAAAGUAGGUGUUGAAGGACCAGAUGAUCUGCAGUUUAUUCAAGAAGAUGACAUCAAACAUCUGCUCACACCCAUUCAGUGCAGAAAAAUUAUUCAUUCCUUGAAAGUGUGUAAUGCAGGUCCUUCAAAUCCCCAGCUGAGCCCUUCAUCGUCUGAGCCACUGUCAGUUGCCUAUUCCAGCACAUGCCCCAUAUCAUCUAUAAGUCCCAUCUCUGCAUGGGUGAACAGUUUUGAGGUGCCAUGGAACAAAGUGAGGCUGACUCUUAGAAGAGCAGUAGAUGCUGGUGAGAGGCCAGCUCCGGAUGACCGCAGACACUUGAUAAAAGUCACUGUUGAUGCGAUGAGAGAGCGUUCCUUGAACCCUACUCGCAGAGAGUGUGUGGUAGUGGCUAAAGCUAUAACUCAAAAAUAUCCAAAUAGCUUUUUAGACAAAAAUGAAGAGGGGGAGCUAAUUGGAUGUGGGUAUUUCAGCAUUAUAAAUCAGCUCAAAACCAGAGUAGAAUAUUUGAAUCGAGGCAACUCUCUUUCCCGUCUGAGGAAGCACAAACGCACCCAGAGAGAUGAUGAGGAUGGUGAUGAUGACCAGCCAGCAGUAGCUACAUGUGCAAUAAUCGACAGUUAUGGGUGUGUUCGUUGGCAGCCAGCGGACUAUCCAGAUGGGGAAACAUCAGCAUCAUUAGAGGAAAAGAAGCUUGAGAUGAUUGAUAUAUUCAGCCGAGAGGGACUAAAGGGCGCUGAGAGAGGAAGGGUAGAAGACCUAAUGGCAAUCACUUAUGCCAAACAACGGGAAUACAUCAACGCAAAGCCUUCCCCAAGCAUUCUGGAUGUGGGUAAAGAGUGGCCAUUUCUCUUUUCACAGAAGUUUUUAUUGUCACACUUCACCACUCUCACCAAUGUUGAACUAUACACAAGACUGAAUGAAGAUAUGGACAAAAAGGGUAAAAGACUCCUGGAUUUCUUCAGUAGUCAGAUUACAAAGUGGAGGAAAGAAGUAAGAGCUGUUCUGAAGGAAGCCAUAAAGAAGGACCGAGAAGGAUCUGAUGGCCUAGCAGCGAUGCUUGUGAUGUUGGCACACUUCAAAGAGCAAGAGGAGUCACUUUUUCUCAUUGCUGAUGAGACUACCACUCCCGCAGAGGCAGAGGCCCAGCUGUCUCUCCCAGUCACUCCAAGGAUCAUCAUGCUCGGAGAGACAAUACUGACUGCAAAAAAAUGGAUGCUGUCGAUCGAGGGGAAGGUCGUAAUUAGGGGUGUCCAUGGUUAA
This is a messenger RNA of Carassius auratus (goldfish), 1468 nucleotides long. RefSeq lists its product as uncharacterized. NCBI's taxonomy places the organism in Eukaryota, Metazoa, Chordata, Actinopteri, Cypriniformes, Cyprinidae. The record is from RefSeq and is a predicted model, not a curated record. Bases 125 to 1468 code for a protein of 447 amino acids. The transcript is spliced from 4 exons.